Messenger RNA from Encephalitozoon intestinalis ATCC 50506, 996 nucleotides. RefSeq lists its product as uncharacterized. NCBI's taxonomy places the organism in Eukaryota, Fungi, Microsporidia, Unikaryonidae. The coding region runs from base 1 to 996 and encodes 331 amino acids. Gene Ontology annotation, molecular function: ubiquitin-protein transferase activity; protein binding. Gene Ontology annotation, cellular component: nucleus; GID complex; cytoplasm. The record is from RefSeq and is a predicted model, not a curated record. Gene Ontology annotation, biological process: proteasome-mediated ubiquitin-dependent protein catabolic process. The transcript has a single exon.
AUGGAUCUCUCAACAAUCCAGGAGGCGAGAAUAUCAAACAUUCUCAGAACAACAUGCAAGCUUAUGGAAAGGCUCUUUCAGAUGUAUAAAUGUGGAAGGAUAAGCAGAGAAGAAUACAUGCAAAAGCUUGAAAAGCUUAAGGAGGUGAUAAAAUUGAACAUCGACGAAAUAGAAAAAAACGCAAAAACAAUAGUGGCCAGAAAAGAGCCGGUGAACGUUCUCAAUGUGUUCAUUAUGGAGCAUUUUGAGCAUAUGGGAUACUUCGAUACUGCAGAGCUGAUGGCUAGGAAAUUCUCCAUUGGAGGUUAUUCUGAUUCAGACUUUUACAAGCGGAUUUAUGAGAUCAGGAACCAGGUGGAGACUGGAUCUUUUGAAGAUGCUCUAGCAUUUUGCAGAGAGCACAGGAUGGAGCUUAGGAGCAUAAAAUGGGAAGAGGCGAUUUCCCUUGAAAACGACCUGAAAGUUGAAAAGUUUAUAGAGAUGUGUCAUGCACAAGAAUUCGAUAAGGCUCUAGAGUUCAUCAAUAAAGAGUUUAAAAGAGUUCCAGAACAGAUAAAGUCGUACUUACCUGUUCUUGUAUCGAACUCAAACUUCAGAAAAUAUCCGUUUUCAAGGCAUACCAAAACUGCAGAGCAAUUUCUAAGAUGUGCACUGAAAUUGUUUAGAAGAGGACCUAAGUCUAGGCUUAUGCAACGAAUAGAAUAUGGAAUGAUGGCAUACAAAACAUAUCGAUGCAUCGAUACCGAAAAUGACAAUUGCCCAGCAUGCUGCAAGGCAUUCCGACUAAGAGAGGAUGUACCGUUCAACAAACACGAGAUAAGCAUCUUACUGUGCCGGGGAAGCGGAGAAGAAAUGGACGACUCCAAUCAGCCCUACGUGUUCGAAAAUGGAUUCAUCUACGGGGCUAAGUACAUCGAGUCUUCGGAGCAUAUCUGCAUCAACUCCAAGGCUGCAGAUAAUUCCUUAAGGUAUCCAAGACUGUGCUUUAUUCUGUAA